UCUUCAGAUCAAUCACAAUGUUCCUUAUGUAAUACGUACAUGCCUCAUUGUACUAAGUGUUCUUCUUAUGACAAAUGCACAAAUUGUGAAAUAAUUUCAGACACUGAACAAUACUUUGUAAACACCAGCAACAAAUGUGGAACAUGUCAAUCAAUCAUCACAAAUUGUCAAAAAUGUUAUUCCAACACGACUUGUUCAACAUGUUUAACAAAAUAUUUCCCUAAUAGUGGUCAAUGUGCUCUUUGCUCAUCAGUAAUAUCUGAUUGUGAGACUUGUAAUUCUGGUACAGAAUGUACGAAAUGUAUAAAUAAUAAAUAUUUGAAAGACACUGAUCGUACAAAGUGUUUUGCAUGUGGAGAAAUAAUGGCUGGGUGUACAGCAUGUACAAGUGGUACUGUAUGUACAACUUGCAGCGAUGGAUAUUAUAUUAAUUCCAAUUCAAAAUGUGGAGUAUGUUCGACCACGUUAACAACAAAUUGCACAAAAUGUUCGAGUGGCACGACAUGUACAGACUGUAAUUUGCCUUCAUAUUUAAAGAAUGGUAAAUGUGUUGGAUGUUCUGACAUGAUUCCACAAUGUAAAACGUGUAAUUCCGGGACGGAGUGUGCUGAAUGUUCAGUGGGAUAUUUCAUUGAUGGCAAUAAACAAUGUACUUUAUGUCCAUCUGGAUGCAGUGAAUGCAGUUCAUUAACGAUGUGCACUAAGUGUUCAAGCAAUAAAAUAUUAUACACUGGUGAUGGUCUUCAAAGUUGUGUUGCUUGUAAUGAUACAGCAAAAGGAGGAAAAGAAGGAUGUAAUGAAUGUAAUCAAGAUGGAACAUGUAUUGGUUGUGAAAAAUCAACGUACGUGUUAGAUAAUGAUAUGUGUAAACGGUGUAAUACCACGAUGGCGCUUUGCAAAGAAUGCAAUUCAUUGGAUUCUUGUACACUAUGUGAAACUGGGUAUGGCGUAUAUAAUAAAAAUGAAUGUAAAGUUUGUGAUACUCAAAUUGCCAAUUGUAUAGAAUGUACAACAAUUGACACCUGUACAAAAUGUUCAAAUAAAAACCCUCCAGCUUAUAAUACGUGUGUUAUAUGUUUAGAAGGGUGUGAAAAAUGCACAGAUCUAUUGAUUUGUACAAAAUGUCUUGAUAAUUACAUCAAAAUGGAGAAUGGCAAUUGUGUUAAAUGCUCAACUUUCAUACCAAAUUGUGACACUUGUACCAAUGAGACGGUAUGUACAAAUUGUAGCGAUCCUUAUAUGAUCUUCGACGGAAAUUGUACUCUUAAAACAACUACUGAAGCCAUUUCCAAAUCAAUGAACACACACUUAAAACAAUUUGAUAGUGAGAAAAACAGAAAUAGAACACAAAUUAUAAAAAAUAAAAUAACAAAAAAAGGUGAGUCAAUUCAAAAUUAUAUGGACAAAGAAAUACAACACAAAAAGAAGUUAAUUAGUAGUAACACCAAAGAAAAUUAUUACAAACAUGGUCAAUUUUUUAUUAAUAUUAAAUCGAAAAACAGUGACGAAAUUAUUCAAAUUAUUAACAAAGAAAGUGAACACAUAGUACUUUCAGACAAUAACAAAAAUCAAACUGUAGUUCCAACAAAAGUUGACUCUAUUCCAAGUAAAAUGAACGAUACAAAACCAAAUAAAGUUGAACCCACAAUUUAUACAAAUUCAACUCAAACAACAAACACGAUAAAGAAACAACAACACAAAUCAUCAACUCGAGUAAUCGUAACACCAGAAAACACACUGAAUAUUUUAUCAAAAAUUUUAAUCCAAACCACAUCAUUUAAUUCCAAUGAUGUCAUUCAGUAUGUUUUAGAUACAAAUAAAACUAUAAAGAACUCAGAAUCGAAACACUUAAAAAUGGUGAGUUCCAAUUGUGGUAAAAAUCAAUAUGAAGACCAAACCCACGGCAACAGUUGUGUUGAUGUACCUUCUGGGUGUUACAAACGCGCAUACAAUUUAAUACAAUAUUGUACCCAAAAGAUAUACGGAUGUUAUCAAUGCAAUUACACAACGGACGAUGCGUUAAGUACAUACGAUACAUCAAAAUUGUUAUGUUUAAGUUGUAUGAAUGGAUAUGCCCUUUUAAACAACAGAUGUUUACAGACGGCUGGUAUCACGGAUUCAUCUGGAAACAUUGUCAUGUGUUCUGUUGGGUGUAAUGCGUGUAACUCUUCUACCUUCUGUUUUUACACGAAGAGUCAAUCGUACACCACCCGUAACGGGGAAUUGAUACCUUAUACAAAUGAUGAGUAUUGCCAGAAAUACAAAUAUGGAUUUGGGUGUUAUGAGUGUUCCAAUUCGAUUUCAAACACAGGUAGUUGUUCUGGAAUUGUAAGAAAAGAGACGUGUUCUUUUUAUCUCAAGACAAGUGGUGAAGAUAAGUGUGUACCUUAUAUUGAAACUGUUCCAAAAACAGCGAAUUUAUUUGAGCAAUACCAUUCAAAUAAUAUCAAUUUUGUUUCGUACAGAGUUUCAUAUAAAACACUUCAAAAUGUCGUUCAUUUGAAUUUCAAAAGUGAAUUCGAAGGGUGUUACGCAGAGAAAUAUGGUCGAUGUCUGUCGUGUAAAGAUGGGUAUUACAUGUCAAAUGACCAGACUGUUCCAUGUAAGUUAUGUUCAUCUGAUUGCAACAAAUGUGUCUCACAAAAUGAGUGUUUGAUAUGUCGUAAUGGCAAUGUUAUUGAUAAGAAUGGAGCUUGUGUACCUGUAGGUGAUUGUGCCCAUACUGCAUUGCGUGGGUGUGAUAUAUGUCAUGAAAAUUACUUCCUCAAAAAUGGGACAUGCAAAUCACUUCAAGAACAUUAUUGUCUUUUUGGAAUAGCCUCUUCAACUGAAAUACCAUAUUGUACAAAAUGCUUAGAAAACUAUGUCUUAGAAAAUGGGGUGUGUCGAGUUAAAUCUGAAGUUAAUUGUGUCAUUGUUGACCCUCAAACUUCGACAUGUACAGUGUGUACUGAGGGGUAUCAACUUGAUGUCACAAAGAAAUGCACCAAAAUAUCCAUUUCGAUGUGUUCGUAUGCAAACAGUUACGCCUGCAUGCAAUGUAUUUCCGAUGCCACUUUGGACUCAUCAUCUGGUUCUAAUGUCUGUUUGAAGGAGUUGAAUGUAGCCACAACAACUUCAACAACACUUUGUGUUAUAAAUGGGGUGACAGGUUGCCAAAAGUGUGCUGAUGGGUAUUAUGUAUCAGGCACAAUGUGUAAGCCAUGCAGUCCACAGUGUGGCAAAUGUUAUGACUCGUCGAGUAAUUGUGUGACGUGUGGAUUUGGGUAUUAUAACUCGAGUGGCGCAUGUGUUAUAUUAGAAGGACUUGCAACUACAUGUCAGACAUUCCUUCCAGGUGGUGACAAGUGUGCUGUUUGCAAAGAUGGGUACAUUUUGAAAGAUUCAAAUUGUUUUGCAUGUAACGAAGCGUGUGAGGUUUGUUAUGGUUCUUUAGAUAAUUGCACGCGUUGUUCGUUCAAAAAUGGGUAUUACCAAGACCUCAAUACGUCGACGUUAAGUUCUGUUGUUUGCCUUUCUUCAACGACACUUGGAAAUUGUGACAAAGUUACGAGUGACGGGUGUGCUGUUUGUUCCGAGUUUUAUUACAGAAACAAUUAUAAGAAAUGUGAUAAGUGUGGGGAUGGGUGUAAGAUAUGCAAAGAUGGGCUUUCAUGUGAGAAGUGUAUUGAUGAUUAUGUAUAUAAAAACACUGCAUGUGUCCCAUGGCAGCAAUUAUCUCAGUGUACAUAUUAUGAUGAUGUAUCUCAGAAGUGUUCGAAGUGCAAUGAUGGGUAUUCACUCAAUGAAAAUGGAAAUGAAUGUCAAAAAGACUUUAAUUACGCCGCAGUCAUUACUCCGAUCGUUAUUGGUGUUAUUCUCAUAUUGAUCAUUAUCUUUGUAUUCUUAUUGGUGUACUUCUUAGUGAAGAAACACAACUCAAAA
Entamoeba invadens IP1 is the source of this 3924-nucleotide messenger RNA. RefSeq lists its product as hypothetical. NCBI's taxonomy places the organism in Eukaryota, Evosea, Mastigamoebida, Endamoebidae. The transcript has a single exon. The record is from RefSeq and is a predicted model, not a curated record. The annotation marks the transcript as partial.